CCCGCAAAGUCUGCCUGCCUUCUCUUAACGUAUUUCCCUUCUCUCUCUGCUCACUCCUUCCAAUUUCUUUUCCCACAAAACAUUUUUUUCUUGGAAAGAUUCUUGAAACUAUUCUUGCAAUGGGUAAGAUCCGACCCAGAAUGGAUCCAAAAGCGGCAUUGGUCUCAGAGAUUUGUUCACUGUCGAGAUCACCAAUCUCUUGCAUUCACAUCAAUCACAACUCAUCCGCUUCAUGUUUCAUCGACUGGUAUCUCAUUCUCGGUAUCCAAGAAGAUGCAGAUAUCAAGCUCAUACGUAAACGAUACCACAAAUUAGCUCUGAAGAUUCAUCCCGAUAAAAACAACCACCCAAAAGCAGAUUCUGCUUUCAAGCUCAUCCACGAGGCUUAUUUAUGUCUUACAGACGAGACAAAGAGAAGAUGCUUCAACACAGACCGACGAAAGAACAUAUGUCUGAAAUGCAGCCGAGUCUCACAAAAGACCAAAGAGAACCGCACAGAUACUAAACCGAACCGUUUUUGUCAAACCCUCAGGGACAUAAGGGAUAAGUUCAGGGAAGAGAACAAGGUGAUAGAGAGAUGUAUAAAGACCAACGGUGCAAAUUUCACGGAGAACCUAACCGAGGAAACCCCGGUUUUUGGUAUACCGAAACAAAACCGGAUUAAGAAGGAGUUGCCGGUUUUUAAUCCAACGGAUUAUAAGUUAUGGGGUUAUCCACAUGUGAGGAAUCGGGUGUUGGAUAAUAACUUGUCGGAUUGGAAGAUGUUCAUGAGAAGCAGAUCCACAUGCGUUCACUCUUGAUGAUGAUUAAGUUCUUCAUUUCUUUUUUCUUUUACUUCUUCUAUUUGUCCUUUUAGCUGCUUUAUUGAAUUAUUUCAUGAUUCAAACAGUUAUAACUUUUGAUUACAGAUAAUCAUAUCAUUAGUUAACUCAUAGAAAAAAAUUUGUUAGUUGGGUUUAAUCUCGUAUAGUUUCACUAUGCAAGCGAUUCUUUAUAGGAAAUGUCAGAGUUCUUAUCCCAAAUAAACCACAUUGUUAAACCAAUUCUGGGAUUUUGAAGAGUAAAAAGUAAAAACGAUAUAGUAAGAAUUUUAGUUAAUAUAUUUUUUACAAUUUUGGAGGUCUAUUUUAUGUAUUUUUUCACAAGGACAAUAUAUUUUGCAUGGGAUCUUCUAGUUAUCAACUUUAUAUAAGACGCCUGACGUAU
Molecule: messenger RNA, 1206 nt
Organism: Raphanus sativus (radish)
Lineage: Eukaryota; Viridiplantae; Streptophyta; Magnoliopsida; Brassicales; Brassicaceae
Product: pre-mRNA-splicing factor cwf23
Exons: 4
Coding region: 120-800 (226 amino acids)
Source: RefSeq, a predicted model, not a curated record